Ricinus communis (castor bean) is the source of this 1175-nucleotide messenger RNA. RefSeq names its product F-box protein AUF1. The record is from RefSeq and is a predicted model, not a curated record. Bases 115 to 1026 code for a protein of 303 amino acids. The transcript has a single exon. Gene Ontology annotation, molecular function: protein binding. NCBI's taxonomy places the organism in Eukaryota, Viridiplantae, Streptophyta, Magnoliopsida, Malpighiales, Euphorbiaceae.
UUACUGAGGUCAACGGUCAAUAGCUCUGCUAUUUCUGGAUGCCCUAUAUCUCUCUCUUUUGAAAAAUAUCUGAAGUCCCAAUUCAUUUCCACAAAACAAAAACGCUAAAGAAUAAUGGACGGCUUUGAUCGGCUACCGGAUUCUCUAAUCGUCCUGAUCUUCAAUUCUGUCUCCCAUAUUAAAACCCUAAUACGAUGUCGUUCCGUCUCGAAACGCUUCAAUUCCCUUGUGCCUCAAACAGAAUCUCUCCUUCUCACCGUCGACCGCGUUAUAUCGACGGAAUCCGACACCGAAAUUCUCCUCCUCGCCUUCCUGAAAUCUCUCCUCAAAUCCAUCCACGACCUCUUCAAGCCUGACGAGGAAAAGCCGAUACAAAAUGUAAACCUAACACAAAACACUCCGGCUCAAAUCUUAUCCCGGUUCGAGCGGAUCCGUGACCUGGAAAUCGAGUUACCAGCCGGAGACCUGAAAUUAGAGAAAGGCGUAGUGAUAAAAUGGAGAGCAGAGUACGGCAAAACUUUAAAGAGUUGCGUGAUUAUGGGAUUCCGCACGAGAAAUUCGGACGAUUUUGAUCUAAAAGCGAGAGUAGUGUGGACAAUAAGUGCAUUAAUCGCGGCAUCAGCGAGGCAUUAUUUAUUAAAAGAUGUAGUGAGAGAGCACGAGGAGAUGGAGAGAUUGGUGUUGAAGGAUAAAGAUGAGGAAGGGACGGUGGUGAUGGAGAAAGAUGAUUUGAGAGAGUGUAGAAUUGACAUGGCGGCACGUGGUAAGGACGAGUGGGAGUGGCAGGCCAGGAGGACGGUGGUGCCUAGCGUCAGGAUGAGGGUGAGGCAUGAGACUAGGGUGAGGUUGAGUGAUGGGACUUGGCUGGAGGGCGCCACGCUGGUCGUCGUUAGACCUUGUGUGGCUGAUGCCGACGUGGAGGACGCUGAGUUGGCAAUGGAUGCCUUUGGUGGUGAGGUUUAUGGAGAGGCUGUCAAGUUACUCCUGAAGACUAAGAGUUACGUUCUGGAAAUGAACUCGUUUUGAUCGAGCUUGUAACUCUCUGCAUAUGCUCUUCUCCCUUCUCGUAAAUAGUGUUCUAUUUUCUUUGUAUUUAAGAAAGAAAGAAAGUAGUGAUUAGCAAUCCACUUUUGAUUAUCGAACUGUUUAUUUAAUGUGUUAAUACUUGGGGAAUA